Molecule: messenger RNA, 1428 nt
Organism: Bipolaris oryzae ATCC 44560
Lineage: Eukaryota; Fungi; Ascomycota; Dothideomycetes; Pleosporales; Pleosporaceae
Exons: 5
Coding region: 1-1428 (475 amino acids)
Source: RefSeq, a predicted model, not a curated record
AUGACCGCCGCACCAGUCUCAGUGGCGAGCCUGAGAAACCACCCGGAUAAUGCCAAUUUGCCAACCUCCAACCAGCCUGCCACAAUCAUAGGAACUACUGUUGCUUUCCUCAGCAUUGCAUUCAUCACCCUAAGCCUACGGAUGUGGAUCCGUAUCAAAGACCGUCUUUGGGGCUGGGAUGACUGCUUUGUCGUUCUUGCAGGCAUUGCGAGCUUUUGUGGUGACGUUCUAGUUUGCAUAAUGCCGGGUGAUGGCCUAGGUCUACACUUGUGGACACUUGAUGCUAAGCAUCUGAUGUUGUAUUUCAAGCACAUCUAUUCCACCAAUGCGGCAUAUUGUGCCAGUGCCACUCUGAUCAAGCUCUCCAUCCUCUUCCAGUAUUUACGUGUGUUUGCUGAAUCUGCGCCAUCAGCAACCACGAACGGAUACCGCCUCGCCAGGCGCCUCACCUGGAUGAUGAUUGUAAUCUGCACACUAUGGGGCUUGACAUUCUUCCUGCUAGCAGUCUUCCCAUGCCGCCCCAUAGCCAAAAAUUGGAACAUGAACCUUCCGGGCCGGUGCAUUGGUUGGGGUGCCAAGGAUCCCUCCAAAUUCUUUCCCAUGUUCCUUGGCCAUUCUGUUAGCAAUCUGGUGCUCGAUGCUAUGGUGCUGCUCCUGCCUCUUCCGUUCGUCACUGCAUUGAGGAUCGCAGGUAAGAGCAGAGCAGGACUGAUUGGUCUAUUCAUACUGGGGUCCGCUGUUGUACUGGUAGCAUUGGGCCGCUUAAUCGCUCUCACAGUAAACCGCGCCGGCACAAUACCCAUGCUUGAUAUGUCAUUCCAUACACCGGUCGUGUACAUCUUUGCCGUUCUCGAGGUCAAUUUUGCCAUCAUCACUGCUUCAAUCCCGAUAUUCUGGCCAGUUAUAGCAACGCUGGCAUCCAACAAGAUUUUCGUCGUUAAUGAAGUUGAGAUACGUGUGGAGGAUAUAGCGAGGCAUGAAAGCUUUGACUCCAACGGCGCCAUCAGCUUGACCGACAGAAAAGAUACACCAAGCGGAGACAGCAAGACUGGCAUGGUGUCUACGAUACUGGAUCACAUUCCUCGCAGGUCGGGAGAAAAGAUUAGCAGCGGCAACCACGCGCGAGGCAGCAGCGCCGCUUCAUCCAUCCACCAGCCCAUGGGCACGGGCUUUGUAGGACGCAAGGGCAGCAAUGCUUCGACGAUUGGGCGACCUUUUGCGGAGCUUGGGUCGCGUCCGAGCCAAGAUUCGUCACGCCACCUCUACCAGAUCUCUUCCAAAGAUCAGAGUUCCAGAAACCUAACGAAGAACGAUGGCGAUGACUGGUUUGCGGAGAUGGACAGGGUCAACCCGCACGGGCCGGUGACGACGACGGUCCAGAAAACGUCUGUGCCUUUUGAGCAUAUCAAAGCGUUUGAUAACAAGUAG